This is a messenger RNA of Closterium sp. Naga37s-1, 1809 nucleotides long. The record is from the annotation of a GenBank genome assembly. Lineage: Eukaryota; Viridiplantae; Streptophyta; Zygnematophyceae; Desmidiales; Closteriaceae.
AUGGAUAAUUGGCCGUUGGGCUUUCCUGCGCAGGCGGAAGCAUGCGCGCUGGCGGAGCCCGCGCAUGAAAGCGCAGGUGUUGCGCGGGGUGGGCGGAAGGCCUCCGCGUGCGCGGCGGUGGCGGGCGGGGAUGGCGGAGGGUGCAGCGCAACGACUAUGGAUUGCCUCGACGACGCGUGUCUGCUUCUCGUCUUCUCCUUCCUAGCACCGCUUCCAGAUCGGUUCCACGCGGGCCGUGUGUGCCGCAGAUGGCAACAUCUUGCCGCCGAUCGCCGCAUGUGGAUCCACGUGGACCCGCUCCGCUUCUCCCGCCGAUUCUCCGCGCCACGUCACCACCUCCGCCGCUCGCUUGACUCCGCCCUCUCCCCUCACCCUCUCCGCGCAAGCCUCCCUUCCGCCUUCCCCCCGCUUCCGCCCCCGCGCGCGACACCCCCGGCGCACGCACAAUCCCUCCCGCCGCCUCUCCGCGGGGAGGCAGACGACGAGGUUGACGACAUGCUGCCACGUGUCUUCCCGUCGUUGGCACUUGCGGUCAGAGCUGCGCGUCCGGGCGACACCAUCCUAUUGGCAGCAGGCGCCGUGCAUGCAGUGGAGAGUGUGGUCGUGGACAAGCCGCUGUGCCUGAGGGGAGCGGGCAUGACAUGUGCAGACACGGUUCUCGAGAGCCCAAAGUGGGCCGAGAGCGCACUGGACUUCUCAGCGUCAGCGCUGUUAAUCAACGUGACAGUGCGGUCAGGGUACGGGCACUGCGUGCUGCACCGGCAGGGGCGGCUGGUGGUGGAGCGGUGUGCCAUAGAGUGUGCUGCACACCCCCUCGCACACCUCUUCUUCCCCAUCCUCUCCUCUGCAACUUGCCACCCCGGCUCCCAUGCACAUGCGCUUGCACAGAAAGAAAUUCAGCAGCAGCAGCAGCAGCAGCAGCAGCAGCAGCAGCAGCAGCAGCAGCAGCAGCAGCAGCAGCAGCAGCAGCAGCAGCAGCAGCAGCAGCAGCAGAAGGAAGGGGAGCGGUUGGGUGAGGGAGGAGUGGAGGGAGGGAUGGCUGUCGCAGUGGCUAAUAGGAAGAGGCGGAGGGUUGGUGGGGAGUGUGAAGGGGAGAAUGGUGGUGUCUGUGGAGGGGACAUGCAGAGGGUGGGUGGGAAGGCGGCAGGGGUGAGGGUGGUGGAGACGAGUUUUGUGGGGGGAGGCAGUGCGGUGCACACAUGCGGAGGGAUGGCUCUUAAAGAGGUUCGGGUGCUCUACGCCCGUGCAUCCCUUGUCUUCUGCUUUGUCAUUGACUGUAUAGAGUUAAAGAGCGUGGGGAAGAGGGAGGAGGAGGAGGAGAGCAGAGAGGGCGGAGAGAGAGGAGAAUGGCCUUCAGUCCGGCCACGCGUCUCGUGUUUCAAGUCACGAAGCCAGACAACACUCAAUCCAGCAAACCCUCCUCUCCCUCUCCCCCCUUUCCUCCCUCCCCCCCCCACCCCCCUCCCACCCCCCCAAACCCCCCACCCGCUGUUCUUCUCAUACUUGAAGGAGCUAAUCUGCAAGGAGCUGUUCUUCUCGUAUUUCAAGGAGCUGAUCGGCAAGGAGGUGACGGUGGAGCUGAAGAACGACCUGGCCAUCAGCGGCACGCUGCACUCUGUGGACCAGUACCUCAACAUCAAGCUGCACAACUCCAGGGUCGUCAAUGAUGCGAAAUACCCGCACAUGCUGUCAGUGAAGAACUGUUUCAUCCGAGGCUCAGUGGUGCGCUACGUGCUGCUGCCACCAGACGGUGUUGACGUGGACAUUCUACACGACGCCACGCGCAGGGAGGCACGUGGCGCCACGUGA